Molecule: messenger RNA, 2952 nt
Organism: Cebus imitator (Panamanian white-faced capuchin)
Lineage: Eukaryota; Metazoa; Chordata; Mammalia; Primates; Cebidae
Gene: CUNH1orf216
Product: chromosome unknown C1orf216 homolog
Exons: 2
Coding region: 489-1178 (229 amino acids)
Source: RefSeq, a predicted model, not a curated record
AGGAAGCGCAGAGCCCCGCGGCUGCCGCAUUAGGGGAUAUCCCGGCAGUGGGAAAGCCGUUGAGGGGUCUAAGGCCAGAAGGUGGUGACUAAUCAGAUUUCACCUGAAAAUCGCACGCUGUCUGCAGUGAGGCGAACUGAUCGGGAGGGCCCAGCGAAUGCCAGUAGGAGCGAGCACCGGACCUGGGAGGCCUGGGUCAAGGCGGCCCCGCGCAGCGGCGAGGCAGUUCCGGCGCAGGGGCCAGGCGCGCGGCUCCGGGGAAAACCGAACCGGCCCACGUGGGCCCGGCCGCCCCGCCCCGCCGCGCAGACGCCGCCCGAUUCCGCAGUCCCCGCCUGGGGCUGGGCGCGCUGCCCUGGAGCCCUGCACCCACGCCUGGACCGCGGAGACGCCCAGGCCGAGGAACCCCCAGCCCAGGGACUGGACAUCGCCGGGGCCGGGUGGAGCCAGAGCCAGACGCGCCGGAGCCGGCGCCUCUAGGCCACCAGAUGUUCGCCAUCCAGCCAGGGCUACCUGAGGGGGGGCAAUUCCUGGGGGACCCGCCUCCUGGAGUAUGUCAGCCCGAGCUCCAACCAGACAGCAACUCCAACUUCAUGGCAAGUGCCAAGGAUGCUAAUGAGAAUUGGCAUGGGAUGCCAGGCAGAGUGGAACCGAUCCUGAUGAGGAGCUCCUCUGAGUCGCCCUCUGACAACCAGGCCUUCCAGGCCCCUGGGUCCCCUGAGGAAGGGGUGCGUAGCCCCCCAGAGGGGGCAGAGAUUCCCGGGGCUGAACCUGAGAAGAUGGGUGGUGCUGGCACAGUCUGCUCCCCUCUGGAGGACAACGGCUAUGCCAGCAGUUCCCUGAGCAUCGACAGCCCUAGCAGCAGUCCUGAGCCUGCCUGUGGGACUCUGAGAGGCCCUGGCCCUCCUGAUCCCCUUCUGCCCUCAGUGGCCCAGGCUGUGCAGCACUUGCAAGCUCAGGAGCGCUACAAAGAGCAGGAGAAGGAAAAGCACCACGUGCACUUGGUGAUGUACCGUCGCCUGGCACUGCUGCAGUGGAUCCGGGGCCUGCAGCAUCAGUUGAUUGAUCAGCAGGCCCGACUGCAGGAGAGCUUCGACACCAUCCUAGACAACCGGAAGGAGCUUAUUCGCUGUCUCCAGCAGAGGGCAGCACCAUCCAGGCCCCAGGACCAGGGCUAAGGGUGUGCCUCCACAAAUGUGCAAGGGUAUGUGUGUAUAUUUGCAGGCAUGUGCGAGGUUGUGCCCUAGUAAGUACAUAAUUAUUUGCUGGCAUGAUUGCAGGUAGGCAUGAGUGUGAACGUGCUAACAUGUAGGCAAGUGUGUGUAGGCAUGUGUGAAUAAGCAUGUAUAAAUGAGCUUAAGUGCUGUGUGUACAUGUGUACACACAAGCUAACUUAUCUGCAGACCUACAUGUAAGUGUGUAACACUGAACAUAUGUGUGUGUAGUAUGUAAGAAGAAUGAAGAAAUCUGUAUAUGUGUGUGUAGACAGGUACCCAGCAGUAUGUGUAUGUGCACAUGAGUGAGGAUGUAUAUGCAGAAUAUGUGUGUGUGUAUGAGUGGGUUUGAGCGUGCAGGCUUUUGUUGGGUGUACGGGAGGGAGCCCUCGUGUGCAGGGGUGCAUGGGUGGGGGCGCAGGCGUGCAUGGGUGGGGGCGCAGGCAUGGGAAGUAUAAGGAGCAUGUGUGUUUGCAGGCAGACUCAUGAGCAAGUGUGUGCAAAUAUAUAUCCAGCGGUACCCGUGGAGUGUCCAUCCACACUUUGUGUCCCUCGUGGUCUACCCCAGCCUUUCUUCUCCACUGGAUCCACUAGACAGAGGGCUAGCAUGCUGUCAUUUAUCUGAGGGUUGUGGCUGAUCCGUUCUCCUGGGAUUUACAGGCCACCUCUCCUCUCCUUUUCCCUCACUAAACCCAGACUUGCUGAGCUAUGGCUAUUUUCCCUGAUGUUGGCUUUGCUGUAGGAGGUUUAGUGGCUACUCUGGCCUGCCAUGGCAUUUUGGCUGCAAUUUUGUCAGGCAGUGGGCAGAGAACUGGUGUCAGGAAGGGGAACUGGGACUAGUGAUGGAGAUGAUGGUGGUGUUGGGGACAGAGAAGGACAUAGGGGACUGUCCCUCUUGAACUCUGCCUUUGGGCACAUGGGAGAUGGGGACAAGGGAGAUGGUAAUAGUGGAACCCUGUGAAGAACAGGAGAAUGGGAAUUCUAAAAUACUAGUUCCCAAACAAACCACCUCUCCACUGGGAAAGGAGCUGUGGCAAACCCUGUUGAUUUAAGCUUCUGAUGAAAAGCAAUGUAUGUGUAUAAGUUUGCAAGUAACAGGCACGAUGUUCCAAGGCUGAUGAGGAAAAUAUCACUUCCCUGUCUGUGCCUCUACCUUGCUGUGCCUCUCUGGCUUUAGCAGCAUUGGAUGUCGAAUUGGUUUGGUCCAUUUCUCUGAAGUCGGACGCUCAAGAUGAGCCAGAGGUUGGCUUUCUGGGACAGGAAGGGGACGGUGUCAACCUAAACCUCUGGAAAUGCUUAGGACGCUGAGUUUUAACCCCUUCUUUCACUGCAUGGCCCUUCAGACAGGGAUUGGUGGGCUGCAGGAGUUACAGAGUGGGUGAGUCUUAGAAUCAACGCAUCAGGUAGCUGAGCUCUCUGCUUUGUUCCUGGGAGCCAAGAGAAUGCAGGAUCCUGGUGGGUGAGCAGUGGUAUGAAGAGGGGACACUGACGAGUGAACAGUGGCAUGGAAGUCACUGAUGCAGCCUCUGGCCCUCAGUCUCCCUGUCGGCAAAGUGGGAGAGCUCUUCCUGUCUAUCUCUAAAGAGUUUUGUCCGUGAUAGGUGGGUGGGCGAAAGGUCCAGGGAGCAGCGGUGAGGGGUGGGCCCUGAAGACUUUUUGUCUGUAGCUCUUGCAUAUCGAGUGUGUAAACCCAGCCUUUGGACCAACCCAGAAUGAAUAAACUGGGCAGAGAAUUAAA